Agrilus planipennis (emerald ash borer) is the source of this 653-nucleotide messenger RNA. RefSeq lists its product as uncharacterized. The transcript has 3 exons. Lineage: Eukaryota; Metazoa; Arthropoda; Insecta; Coleoptera; Buprestidae. The record is from RefSeq and is a predicted model, not a curated record. Gene Ontology annotation, biological process: sleep; positive regulation of voltage-gated potassium channel activity; regulation of synaptic transmission, cholinergic. The coding region runs from base 170 to 568 and encodes 132 amino acids.
GUUUCUCUCUUGGCCUACUGCGAUAUUAAAUUCGCAGUUGUUGUAACCAGUUGUUUUCACUGGCCCAGUCGAUCAUCACAAAUAAAAAUAAACCAAAAGCGCACCUUUUUUGUUCUGUUCUAGACACGCGAAAUAUUCAUUAUAUAAUAUAAUACAACAUAAUUUCGAAAUGUUCAAGCUAGUGCUGUUGUUUACGUGUUUAGCCUUUUUGGACUCGGCAUACGGCUUAAGAUGUAUUAGUUGUAACUCAGUCAAAGAUCCCGAUUGUGCUAAUCAGCCCCCUCAGAAGUAUAGUGUCGAAUGUGCCCAUUUGGUUCUCAACAUAUACGACUCCUUCUGCCUCAAAAAAGUGACAAAAGACCGCGAUGGUAAAGAAACCACCGUUCGUAAAUGUUCAGCAGUUGAAAAUAAAGAUUUUACCAAUGAAUGUUCUGUAAAUCCUGGAACAGAGUUAGUUUAUUGUCAGGAAUGUAAGGACGAUUUGUGUAAUUCUGCAAACACGAAUCGCUUCACAUUCUUGGGAAUUAUGAGUGCAAUCUUAGUUUAUUUUGUCACUAAUCACUUUUAAUUUUCCGAUUUUUAUCAUAAUUUAAAAUUUAUAUAGCCUACUCUCAUAAUUAUUAAAAAUAUUGAUCUGACAUCGUAAUUUUAAA